AUGAGUAUGUUAGAGGGCGGUAUGAGGUUAGAACAAUCAGAUGGAUUUGAUGAAAAGGCAUUCAAAGCACAAGAUUCAGUUAAAUUUAUGUUGAGAUCCAAUCCAAAAGUAAAACCUACAGCAAAGGAAGUUUCACAAAAUUCAUAUUUUUGGGAUCCAAAUAAACAAUUAAUGUUUUUAUGUGAACUAAGUGAUAGGCUUUUAAUUUUAAAGACCGCCCAAAAGGAGCAAGAAUAUGCAAUCAAAUCAUUCAAAUCUGGCAAAAAUAAUGUGAUGGUAGGCAGUGGUGUACCAAAAGGUUCAAAUUUUGCAGGAAUUCAAAACAUGCUUCAGUUCACUAUGCCAGCUCAAAUCAAAAGAUAUGUUCAUCAAAUCAGUUGUACUGGUUGGUUUGGCAAAACAGAUAUUGUGACUACAUUCAUCAAUAUCAAUACACCUGAACUUAAUUUGUUGUAUUUGGAGUAUCUGCUUAGUGAAGCCAAACAGAGGUCACCUCCAUUCUUACAGACUGUUGAAGAUCCCAAUGCAGGUUGUACCAGUAAUGGUGGAUGUCAACUUUGUGGAUAUGUGUACAUUCGAUCUCAAAAAACAGAUGAUAGCUUCAGAGAUUGA
Melampsora larici-populina 98AG31 is the source of this 612-nucleotide messenger RNA. Its product is annotated as DEAD-box helicase. Lineage: Eukaryota; Fungi; Basidiomycota; Pucciniomycetes; Pucciniales; Melampsoraceae. Gene Ontology annotation, molecular function: RNA helicase activity; RNA binding. The record is from RefSeq and is a predicted model, not a curated record. The transcript is spliced from 4 exons. Gene Ontology annotation, biological process: mRNA splicing, via spliceosome. Gene Ontology annotation, cellular component: spliceosomal complex. Bases 1 to 612 code for a protein of 203 amino acids.